Neltuma alba is the source of this 1101-nucleotide messenger RNA. Its product is annotated as U-box domain-containing protein 14-like. Lineage: Eukaryota; Viridiplantae; Streptophyta; Magnoliopsida; Fabales; Fabaceae. The record is from RefSeq and is a predicted model, not a curated record. Gene Ontology annotation, molecular function: protein binding.
ACAGCGCUUCUCAAUCUGUCCAUCAAUGAGAGUAACAGAACAAAUGUAAAUGCAGGAGCUAUACCAGAUAUUGUAGAUGUACUGAAAAAUGGCAGUAUGGAGGCCAGAGAAAAUGCAGCUGCAACUCUCUUUAGUUUAUCAGUUCUAGAUGAGAACAAGAUUUCAAUAGGAGCAGCUGGGGCUAUUCCUGCUUUGAUUAGCUUGCUCUGUGAAGGUACUCCCAGAGGGAAAAAGGAUGCUGCUACAGCUAUUUUUAACCUUUCUAUCUAUCAGGGAAACAAAGCUAGAGCUGUAAAGGCUGGUAUAGUAGCGCCACUAAUGACAUUUCUUAUUGACGCUGGAGGUGGGAUGGUGGAUGAAGCACUGGCUAUACUGGCAAUUCUUGCAAGCCAUCCAGAAGGCAGGACAGCUAUCGGUCAAGCUGAACCAAUUCCUAUUCUAGUCGAGGUUAUACGAACCGGUUCUCCACGGAAUAGGGAGAAUGCUGCUGCCGUGUUGUGGUCUCUUUGCAUGGGAGAUCCUCUGCAGUUGAAAUUGGCAAGGGACCAUGGUGCAGAAGAAGCACUGCGGGAAUUGUCGGAAAGUGGCACUGACAGGGCCAAAAGGAAAGCGGGAAGUAUAUUAGAACUCUUGCAAAGAAUGGAAGUGGAUGAUAAUUCGCCAAAGUCUUAAUCUCAAGUUUCUUCAUGGUUAAAGUUGAUUUUUUCUUUCGAAAUUAUGGUCAUUUCAAGGCUUGUUUGAGGUUAAAAUCCUCACUGUUGAUCUUCAAGGCAUAUUCUUCCACAUCAGUUAGGUGCAUUUAAGAUUCUAACCUCAGCGUGUUUCUCAAACAAUCAUUAUCAUUGGCAUAACUUAUAGAUGUCCAAAAAUUAUGCGGUAAUAAGUAUAAUCUAGUUCAUGCGAGUAGUAUUUGAAAGUGAUGUAUGCUUUUUCUUCAUAUUUUACUCUCUUGCCCUUGCUGAUUUACUUUAUAUACGCUCAAGCUGUGUAAGAACUUAGUAAUUCGUUUGGUUGCCAUUUGUCUGUAAAGGGAAAUAAUGUAAAUUCGCUAUUGAAGAUAAGGACUAGAGAUGCUAUAAUGUGCCAAGUUUGUUUCUGCCA